Xiphias gladius (swordfish) is the source of this 5096-nucleotide messenger RNA. RefSeq names its product ribosomal protein S6 kinase polypeptide 1 (gene rps6kc1). The transcript is spliced from 16 exons. The record is from RefSeq and is a predicted model, not a curated record. Gene Ontology annotation, biological process: protein phosphorylation. The coding region runs from base 89 to 3454 and encodes 1121 amino acids. Gene Ontology annotation, cellular component: early endosome. NCBI's taxonomy places the organism in Eukaryota, Metazoa, Chordata, Actinopteri, Istiophoriformes, Xiphiidae. Gene Ontology annotation, molecular function: ATP binding; protein kinase activity; phosphatidylinositol binding.
CUCAUUCGCCUGCCUGUCACUGUGCUGUCAGUGAAUGAAUGUACACGGCUAGCCGGCUAGUAGCUUUGGAAAUGUUGUCACUAUCAGAAUGAUAUCGCAGCGGGACAGAGGAGAACUUGCUCGGUUUUAUACUGUCACAGACCCUAAAAAGCACCAGAAGGGCUAUACAGUGUACAAAGUCACGGCAAGGAUAAUCUCCAGGAGGAACCCAGAAGAUGUCCAAGAGAUAACAGUAUGGAAAAGAUACAGUGAUUUCCGCAAGCUUCAUCAGAAUCUGUGGCAGCUGCACAAGAAUGUAUGUAGCCAGUCGGAGCUGUUUCCUCCCUUUGCCAAGGCCAAAGUCUUUGGUCGUUUCGAUGACUCAGUGAUUGAGGAAAGAAGACAGUGCUCUGAGGAUCUGCUACAGUUCUCUGCUAAUAUCCCUGCUCUCUACAGUAGUCAGCACAUCCAAGACUUCUUCAAGGGAGGCGACGUCCACGACGGCUCGGAGCUCAUUGGACCAGCUGAGCCCUUUUCUGAUUUCCUGGCAGACAGUUUAUCAGACUGCAGCUCCGAUGUUCAAAGGGACUUCAGUGGUGCAGAUGAUCUGACUAUCACAUCUGAGUAUGGAGGUCCAUCCAGUGACAGCGACCUGACCUCCCUGGCUGUGGAUACGGACUCUCUGGCUGAGCUGGAUGAUGGCAUGGCCUCAGGACGCACCUCCCCAAACCAGCCACAGGGGGGAGCUACCAACAUUAGCAGCAGCUGCAGCCCUCGCUUGCCCUCCUUGCAUGAACACCGCACCCCGUCUCCUGCCCCAGUCCCUGCCUCCUCAGCCCCUAACCCAGAGGUCAGCUGGCCAGGCCGAACUCCGCUCUUCUCUGGCAGUUUGAAGAAAGCCAGCGGUGGCAACCCUAACGACGUAAAGUCAGACUACCUAGACAAAGCCAGCGAGCUCAUUGGUCUGGCUGUACAGAAGGAGAAAGAGCAGGACUACCAGGCAGCUUUUUCUUACUAUCGCAGUGGAGUGGACCUGCUGCUGCAAGGAGUGCAAGGCGAGCCCAGUCCCACACGGCGAGAGGCAGUGAAGAAGAAGACUGCAGAGUACCUGAUGCGUGCAGAACAGAUAUCCAGUCAGCAUCUAAGAAGCAACAUGGGUCAAGGGUCAACGCAGAAAGUGGCUUUGGGGACACAGUGCUGCCCUUCCACCAGCAGAGGAGGCCAGCAGAGUCCAUCUGAGGAGCUGAGAGCUUACAGGGUGUUGGGGGUCAUAGAUAAGGUUCUUUUGGUCAUGGACAAGAGAACAGAAGAGACAUUCAUCCUGAAAGGUCUGAGGAAGAGCAGUGACUGUGGGCGGACUAAGAGGACCAUCAUGCCUCACACUGUGCCCCACAUGGUGCAGCUGAGGAAGUUCCUCGUCUCUGAAGACACGGUUUUCCUUCUGCUGCAGUAUGCUGAAGGGGGGAAACUGUGGUCUCACAUUGGAAAGUACCUACAUAAUUCAAGCCCGGAGGAGAGCUUUGACAUUCCUUUCAUCCAGAAAAGCCACACAACGGCUGUACACUCUCCACAACUUGCUGUACCACAGCUGGAUGUAGGUUCAGCCAGUUCUGGUUCAGGGGCUGUUGCUGGCUGUGAUUCUGUCUCAGAGCUGCAGAAGGAGGGAGAAAACCUCAUCACCUUUCCUCUUAAAAGUGUUCUCCCUCCCAGGCUUAUCGAACAAAUUAGAGUGCAGUCAGACUCUGGAGCCACCUCUGAGGAAGAGUGCACAAACAGUUAUUUGACGCUUUGCAAUGAGUAUGAACAAGAUAAAGUAGAACCAGAUGCACUAGAGGAGGAACAAGAGAAGAGUGAACAGGAAAUGCUGUCGUUGGAAGUGCCCAUUGCGACGACCACCACUUCCUUACGUAGCCGCUCGCUGCUGAGCAACGACAGCCUCUCUUCACCUCUCAGCUCUCAGGAACUCUGCUUCUUCACUGAGUCAUCUGACAAAAAUGGCCACAGCCAUGACAAUGAGCAAGACCGUGGCGAGGGACAGGACCACGGUGAAGUUUUUAGUCCUUUAUCCUCCCCUGCUGUGCCUCUGUCUCUGGAUCAGUCCAAGCACACACCAAUGGAGUUUUUCCGUAUUGACAGCAAAGACAGUGCAAGCGAGGUGACCUGCCUCGACUUAGGAGAGCAGCGCCCCCCUCAUACACAGGUCCCACUCUUUUCCACAUCUGACCUGGGCUCGGAUGUCACCGAGGAUCUUCCAGAGCUGGCUCAGGAGGUCAAGGGCCACAGUUCAGAGCUUUGGUGGUUGGACUGCAGUGAUAAAGGCUCCAAUGAGUCCGUGCCAGUCAUCUCAUUUAAAGAGGCAGUAGUGGAGGAUGAGGGUCACCCACCAGAUCUUUUGGUCAACCUUCCUGUAAUGAGUGGGACUGUGGACUCGUUACAGGAGGAAUUAGAGACUUCAGGAGUGUGUCUGGGCCUUGAGGCCACAGCCUCUCCUCAGAAGUUCAUCCAGCCCGAUGUUUUACAGCUUCACAGCCAGCCUGAGGAAGGGGAGGAGCAGCCACUGGAGCAGGAGCUUUCAUCUUUGUGUACAGCCUCUGCAACAUGUGACACCAGUGUUGCUUCUUCCUCUCCCCUCAACUCACUGUGGGACGACUACAGCCUGGCAUUUGGACAAGAGGCCUCUGACAAAAUGGUUGUUGAUCCUGCAUGCCAAAAUAAUGACCUUCCCCAUGAUGCAGAAAUUCCAGAUACUGACUCCUGUAGUGAAAAACUAGAGGCUGGUACAAGAGUAAACACAGACUCCAGUGCAGACUCUGUCCUAGCCACAAAUGGGACUGAGGCCUCUGCGGUGGUUGAUAGUUUAUUAGAUCUUGAUGGUGAAUCAUCAGGAGUUGUUAGUAAUACAGGUGGCACUGAAAUUGAUAAAGAAGUGUCGCGGCUGUUUGCAGAGCUGGACGAGCUGUCGUUGGCUGCAUCCCAAGCUCGUAUCCCAGAGGAGUUUGUACGAUGCUGGGCCGUAGAGAUGGUGACAGCCCUGGAUGCUCUGCACCAAGAAGGCAUCAUCUGUCGAGACCUAAACCCCAACAACAUCCUGCUCGACCAAAGAGGUCAUGUUCAGAUUACCUACUUUUGUAGCUGGAGUGACGUGGAGGAGUCCUGUGACAAAGACGCCAUUGCCAAUAUGUACUGUGCACCAGAGGUGGGAGGUAUCAGUGAGGAAACAGCAGCGUGUGAUUGGUGGAGUUUGGGUGCCGUCCUGUUUGAGCUCCUGACAGGCAUGUCUCUGCUCCGGUGCCAUCCAGCAGGAAUCAGUCGCCACACGGCUCUCAACAUCCCCGAGUCUGUUUCAGAGGAGGCCAGAUCUCUGCUGGAGCAGCUGCUCCAGUACAACCCAAUGGAGAGACUGGGGGCCGGAGUGGGAGGUGUAGAUGAUAUUAAAUCCCACCCUUUCUUUGCCAGAGUAGACUGGCCCAAGUAGACGCUGUGCAUUAGCAGAGUUGCAUGGUGGGAAAACUGGCAGCCCCGAAUGAACUCCUGUCAGACUGGACACACAAGUAGAUAUACAGUAAAUCCAUAUUAUGCAUUUCUGCACACAUUUCCCAUUUUGUGUACGACCAUUCAGUCCCAAUGUACUUGUCAGAUUUUUUUUUUUUUUUAAUAUAGUUUACUGAGCAGCAGUAUUACCUUCCCUGUAAAAUUUGCUCCUUUCUUUAUAUCGUAGAGGUUUAACUAUGUAACUUUUUUGGUGCAGGGAACACUUAACAAUGUCAGGUGCAAUAAUUUAUACAGUAAGUGCUUGUACUGAUUGAUAAUCCACUACAGCAUUGUUGCUUUUACAAUCCUCGUACAGUAGCUGUAAGCCAAAAUGACACAACUGAAAGUGAGAGGUGACAUUUUGUCCUGAUGUUGUCACUGCAUGUUUUGCAUUCAAACUGACACAGACUUGAGGCUCCCCUCCUAAAGACCCCAUAUGCAAUACACUAAAGUUGUUGCCACAUGUAACACUUAAGUCCUUCCUCAUGGAGCCCAUUGAGAUUAAAUUUAGACAGGUUGAGCUUUUGUUUCGAUGCUGGGGUUUUGCUGUUGCUCUGAUCAAGAAACAGAUAUGAUAUUUCAUUUCCUACAACACCGUCAAACUUUUUUUUUUUUUUUUUUUCAAACCAACCCCUUUUACUUCCAACCGCCCCGUAUACAAUAAUAGAUGGACACUAUGCAAGGUGAAUGAACAAAAUCUUCUGAGGUAGGAGAUGGGUUCGGAUUCUGAGUGUAGAAUUUAGUUAUAUCAACAUUGAGUUAUUUAGCAGAUUAUAGAUGGAAGAAGGGCCAGUUAAACAAAGCAAGACUUCUCCCUGUGUGGACAGUGAGAGUUUUUCAUUCAGGAAAGAGAGAAUAAUGAAGGACGAGGCUUGAACCAUGCAUUUGAAACCAGCCCUUUUACAGAUUGUCGUUGAUUUUAUGAUUAUCAGAGGAAACUCUGUACUGUACAACAUUGCAUUUCGUGCAUGUAAGAAUAUGAUUUAUGUAAAAUAUUUAAUACUAUGAAAAAUCUAUCGAACAAUAAAUAAUGAGUGUUUUGUAAAUAUACCUUUUAAAGGAUGUUGUGCUGAGUGAAAGGUACAGCCAGGUGUCAAAGCCUUGAUUAUGUCCAACGUGUCAAUCACUUACUGCCACAUCAAUCAAAUCCUUUUUGAUUGUGUUUUGUGUUUUGUGUUUGAGCAACACAUCCACUAACUUGCCACGUAGAUCUUAAUCCCGAUUUUAUAAUAUCUAUAAUGACUGAAUGAUAUGGUAAACAUUUACAUGGUAACAUUACAUGGCAUAUACAGUAUCAUCUCUUUGUAUAAUCAGAUGAGACAAAUACAUUUCUCUUAGGUAUACUCAGAUAAUCACUCUACUGUAGAAGCUGCACUGUUUACUCCACCGCACUGCGGUAUAAUACACCUUAACUAAUAGAUACCGUACAUUACAAGAUCCAUAUUCCACCUAUUAACCAUUUUCAGACAUAAACAUCACAGUGAGAUCGAAUUUUUUUUUCUGGUUGAUAUUGAAUGCUCACUCUUCUCUGUGCUGUGUGUCUGUACUGUUCUGUCAGUGCAUUCUGGAAAAACAAUAAACAUACC